Saccharomyces cerevisiae S288C is the source of this 771-nucleotide messenger RNA. It is a transcript of the gene OSI1, whose product is annotated as Osi1p. The record is from RefSeq and is marked reviewed. The coding region runs from base 1 to 771 and encodes 256 amino acids. The transcript has a single exon. Lineage: Eukaryota; Fungi; Ascomycota; Saccharomycetes; Saccharomycetales; Saccharomycetaceae. Gene Ontology annotation, cellular component: cytoplasm.
AUGAAUACUUCAUCAAGAAUAACUUACUUUAUCAUCGGUGGUAGCCGUGGAAUUGGUUUUAAUUUGGUCAAAAUUUUAAGCGCUUCUACGGGCAAUACAGUUAUAACCUCUAUUCGUGGAUCACCUUCAUUACCCAAGAACAAACAAGUGGAAGAUUUAGCAAAAAUCAGGAAGAAUAUCCAUAUUGUCCAACUUGACCUUACAAAGGACGAAAGUAUUGGCAAUAUUGCGGACGAGAUCAAGAAAACGCCAUUCUUCUUGGGUAUUGAUAUUUUUAUCGCAUGUUCUGCAGUAUCUGAUUCUUAUUACAAGGUCCUGGAAACUCCCAAAUCAGUCUGGCUCAACCAUUAUAGCACAAACGCUCUGGGUCCGAUACUAGCCCUUCAAAAAGUUUAUCCACUGCUUCUUUUGAAAAAGACGAGGAAGAUAUUCUUUAUCUCUAGUGUUGCAGGAUCUAUCAAUGCGUUUGUACCACUUUCUGUUUCCGCUUAUGGUCAAUCGAAAGCUGCCUUGAAUUAUGCGGUAAAGACGCUCAGUUUUGAAUUGAAACCGGAGGGUUUUACUGUCGUUGCUUUUCACCCAGGUAUGGUAUCUACUGAUAUGGGCCAAUAUGGCCUUGAUCAUUUUAAAGAGAAGAAUAUAGACAUCAGCGGCGUAAAUAUUAUCACACCAGAAGAAAGUGCCUCUGCGCUAAUUGAUGUCUUCCGAAAAAUUUUACCAGAAGAUAAUGGAAAGUUCUUCAACUAUGACGGCAGCGAAGGCGUCUUUUAG